AGUGCUUUUUAAUCAUUGUACUAAAGGAUUUGAGGCUAGCUGGGAUUUUGGGGCUCUUUUCAAAGAGAGGCAAACUUUUGUGCUACUGUUUUUAUUGUGCUAACAUCUGCUAUUUUUCAGAUUAAAGCAUUCACUUAGUUUUACGCAGUACCCUUUCGAUGGCACAUAUCAGUAUCAACCAAUAUUUGCAGCAGGUACUAGAAUCUAUUGACAGCAGAGAUGGAUUAUUUUGUGCAGAAUUAGUGUCAUUUAAACAUCCUCAUGUUGCAAAUCCUAGACUGCAGCUUUCAUCUCCAGAAGAAAAAUGUCAACAAGUGCUGGAACCACCUUAUGAUGAGAUGUUCGCUGCUCACUUAAGGUGUACUUACGCGGUUGCCAACCAUGACUUUGUAGAAGCUUACAAAUGCCAAACAGUUGUAGUACAAUCUUUCCUGAGAGCUUUUCAAGCACACAAAGAAGAAAACUGGGCUUUGCCUAUUAUGUAUGCAGUAGCACUUGAUCUUCGAAUUUUUGCCAACAGUGCUGAUCAACAACUGGCAAAAAAAGGCAAAGGCAAAGUUGGUGACAUGUUGGAAAAAGCAGCUGAACUUCUUAUGAGCUGUUUCCGUGUAUGUGCAAGUGACACUCGAGCCAGCAUUGAGGAUUCAAAAAAGUGGGGCAUGUUGUUUCUGGUGAAUCAACUAUUUAAAAUUUAUUUUAAGAUCAAUAAACUUCACCUGUGUAAACCAUUGAUAAGAGCAAUUGAUAGCUCAAACCUUAAAGAUGAAUAUAGCAUGGCACAAAGAGUUACAUACAGAUAUUACGUUGGAAGGAAGGCCAUGUUUGAUAGUGAUUUUAAACAAGCUGAAGAGUAUCUGUCUUUUGCCUUUGAGCACUGUCACCGCUCCAGUCAGAAAAACAAAAGGAUGAUACUGAUUUAUUUGCUCCCAGUGAAAAUGUUACUGGGCCAUAUGCCAAUGGUCCAGCUUUUAAAAAAGUAUGACCUCAUGCAGUUUGCAGAAGUUACAAAAGCUGUGAGUGAAGGGAACCUUCUUUUAUUAAAUGAUACUCUGGCAAAACAUGAGACCUUUUUCAUUCGCUGCGGUAUCUUCCUUAUUCUUGAGAAGUUGAAAAUCAUCACCUAUAGAAAUCUCUUCAAGAAAGUAUAUUUGUUACUUAAAACUCACCAGUUGGCUCUAGAUGCCUUUCUGGUUGCCCUGAAAUUCAUGAAAGUCACUGAUGUUGAUAUCGAUGAAGUUCAGUGCAUUUUGGCUAAUCUCAUUUACAUGGGUCAUAUUAAGGGCUAUAUAUCACAUCAGCAUCAGAAGCUUGUUGUCAGCAAGCAAAAUCCUUUCCCUCCACUUUCUACUGUCUGCUGAAUUGAGAUUGGAGGAAUGUUGCUCACAGGCAGGAGCCUCCUUCAAAGGGUGGAACAGUCUUUGCAUUUAGGACAAGUCGAUGGGGAGCUAAUAGGGACCUGUUGAAGAGAUUACUGCAGCACUGAAGAGAGCAGCACAGCCUCUACCAGUUUCUUCCACUCAUUGCGAUCCCUUCUCUGUAGUCUUCAGUACCACCUUCUGGAAGGCAAUUUUCCCCAACCCUGCGGAGCAGUUUUCAGGGUAGGUACAGAAUGAACUGUGUAUUAUGCCAUCAGAAAUGUGUUACUGGUUCAAAAGUUUUCUGAUCCAAUCCAGUUAUUCUUGGUAAAAAUCUCAGACUGAAUAAACCACAUUAUAUUCUG
Molecule: messenger RNA, 1720 nt
Organism: Candoia aspera
Lineage: Eukaryota; Metazoa; Chordata; Lepidosauria; Squamata; Candoiidae
Gene: PCID2
Product: PCI domain containing 2
Exons: 14
Coding region: 159-1358 (399 amino acids)
Biological process (GO): poly(A)+ mRNA export from nucleus; post-transcriptional tethering of RNA polymerase II gene DNA at nuclear periphery; transcription elongation by RNA polymerase II
Cellular component (GO): transcription export complex 2
Molecular function (GO): double-stranded DNA binding; RNA binding
Source: RefSeq, a predicted model, not a curated record